Molecule: messenger RNA, 441 nt
Organism: Carcharodon carcharias (great white shark)
Lineage: Eukaryota; Metazoa; Chordata; Chondrichthyes; Lamniformes; Lamnidae
Product: transthyretin-like
Exons: 4
Coding region: 1-441 (146 amino acids)
Biological process (GO): purine nucleobase metabolic process
Source: RefSeq, a predicted model, not a curated record
AUGCAGCGCCUAACUUUGGUCCUCGUCUUCGCCCUAACUUCCUUUUACAAAGGAACAGCAGCGGAUCAUGGUGGCAGUGAUACUAAAUGCCCUGUUAUCAUCAAAGUCCUUAAUGCUGUCAACGGAACAGCAGCUGCAAACCUCCACAUGCAAAUAUACCGACGAAAUGAGGACCUCAGUUGGCAGCAGCUCAACACUGGGGUUACGGGAGUGAAUGGCGAAGUCCACAACCUUACAACUGAGGCAGACUUUGUUCCAGGAUUGUACAAGGUCCAUUUCAACACGGCUGAUUACUGGAGGAAUCUUGGAUACAUCCCCUUUCAUGAAUGUGUCAACGUGGUUUUCCGUGUUGACGGUUCCAGUCAUCAACACUACGCUCUCGCUCUUCUUUUGAGUCCUUACUCCUAUUCCACCACAGGAGUGGUCAAACAUGCGCAUUAG